Molecule: messenger RNA, 3252 nt
Organism: Leishmania mexicana MHOM/GT/2001/U1103
Lineage: Eukaryota; Euglenozoa; Kinetoplastea; Trypanosomatida; Trypanosomatidae
Exons: 1
Coding region: 1-3252 (1083 amino acids)
Biological process (GO): signal transduction
Molecular function (GO): 3',5'-cyclic-nucleotide phosphodiesterase activity; metal ion binding
Source: RefSeq, a predicted model, not a curated record
AUGUCUCUCAUGCCCGGGUACCCUGUGCCCCGCGCUCAGUGGGUGGAGUCUGCCGAGGCGUGUGCAGCGUGCAGCAAGCGGUUCACCUUUUUUGCGUCCAAAGAGAACUGCCCGUGCUGCGGAAGACUCUUCUGCUCUUCGUGCCUCUCCGCGCAGUGCGCACUUUUUCCGACGGCGCCACCCAAGGCCGUCUGCCUUGAUUGCUUUCGGAAAGCUCAAGACUGGCGUCUUUCCCAACUUGAGCAGCAGCAGCAGCAGACCUCGACGCAUGCGGGCGUGGGCGCCGGGGCACCCCCUCUCUCCACCUCGAUGGCGGUGCUAGAGUCGAAGCUGAGCGCACUUGAGGAGGAGUUCGACCGCGCAAAAGCAAACGCCCGUCAUCUUCGCGAGGAGAACGACUCCUUCAUCGAUCUCCUCGCUGCUAAAGACACCUGCAUUGCAGAGCUGAGGGAAAAGCUUAUGAAGAGUGGCGUAUCAGCUGGCACUGCUGCGCAGUCGGCAGAGAAGCUGCAGGCAGAGUUGCAGGGAGCAAAGAAUGAGAAGGAGAGUAUGGGGCGACGGCUCAGUGAGGCAGAGAAGAGAGCAGCAAGUGCUGCUGAGGCCAACGAGGCCAUGAGAGUACAGAUCCAGGAACACAUGCAGGCGAAGGUGGAGUGGGAGUCGUUGGAGGCAACGCUGAAAUCCGAGGUGCAGAAGGCAGAGGACAUGUGCGCGCAAAGCUUAGAGGAGAUGAGCGAAUUGCGGACAGCAAUGAAGUUGACGAAUGCCCACAGCGAGGAGCAGAUCAAGCAACUCACUGCCCAGCUGCAGUCGAUGGUAGAGGCCAACGCACACCUUCAGAGAGACUACGACCGCAAUGUAGAGGCUCUACAGAGAGCCGAGCAGACUCGAAUCGCUUCGGACGCGCAACAUGACAAGGAGCUGCAGCGCUUCAGAGAGCACCUCGCUACCGCCACGGCUGCUCGGGUAAAAGCAGAGGAACGAUAUGAGCGGCAACAGAUGGGCGCCAUGAAAGCGUGUGACGACCCCGCGACCGCCAUUGUGGCGGAGCAGAAGCGCGAGAUCGAUAUUCUCAACGAACAGCUCGCUUUAUCUAGCGCGGCUGCGCAGCGCCUUCAAGAUGAACUUGACCGUGCCGUAAAAGAGACUGCACGAUUGCGAGAAGAGGCGGCGCUCAAGGCGGAGGCCGCCAGCACGUUGAUGUCAGAGCUUCGCACACAACUGGAAGCUCAAAGGACGGCAUUUCAACAGGAGGUGCCGCGGCAACAGGAGGCGAACGCACGCCUACGCGCAGACCUGGAGGAGAAGGAGCGACUUGUGAUGAAACUGCAGCGUGCCUGUCUCCAUGCAGCCACGGCGGCACGGGCGCAGCUCGACGACCUUCGCGGUAAACUUGCGGAAACCAAAGUGACGUACGAGGAGGGUCAGCGCUCGUGGCAGGCGUGGUUCGGAGAGCUGCGUGCGGCGCUGGCGGUGGUGGUGGAGCAGCGGGCGGGCGAGGCGGCAGCCACAUCAGCGUCGACCACCGGUGCAGGGAUGAACGGCACCGGUACGACGAAGUCGCGAUGGGCACAGCCCACUAUCAUAGAGGAACUGCAGUACCCGGGUGUUGCCGACAUAGAUGUGCGCGCCAUCGAGCCUGUGCGUGGGCUCGAGAUGUGGGAGUUUGACACCGUUGCCGAGGCACAGCGAGGCGGCGAGGCGGGCGUGCUUCUGCGUGUCGGCCACCAGAUUGCGCUGGACUUGCACCUCUUCCCCGACCGCGCCUCGCUGCACCGGUGGGCGUGCCUGCUGGCAACGGUACAGGCGAACUACCGCGCCAACGAGUAUCACAACAGAGUGCACGCGGCGGAUGUGCUCCAGGGCGUUUACGCGCUGAUGUGCCGCUGCCCCGGCCUACUGGCGCACAUGACGGCCACGGAGAAGCGCGCCGUCUUGUUUGCGGCCGCCGUGCACGAUAUCCGACACCCCGGCCGCUCAGAGAUGUUCCUCAAAAACACGUUCGACGCAACCUAUGUGCACUACAACGGGCUGCAAGUGCUGGAACAAAUGCACACGGCGACCGCUUUUCACCUCCUGGCCACGCCAGAGCUGGACUUCACGCGCGGCAACAUGGACGACACGGAGGCCCUUGAGUUCCACGACCUCGUCGCGGCGCUCAUUGGCUGCACCUUCAUGGGGCGCCACGCGUCUCUGAUGGAGCAGUGGUCGCGCCCUCUACAGGACGGCAAGUCAUACGACGUGGCUGUUGCCGCGGAUCGGCAGCAGGUGCUCUCGUUGUUCUUGCAUGCUGCUGAUAUUGGGGCGCAGGCCCGUGGACUGGCGGUGGCGCUGAAGUGGCUGGGCAUUGUGGAGGAGAUGCGCGCGCAAGGCGACGAAGAGGCGGCGCGCGGGCUGCCACUGAGCCCGGGGAGCAGCCGGAGCGCGAGCCUGGAGAGGGGCACAAUCUUCUUCAUAGAGACGUUUGCCGUACCACUGUUCGACCUGGUGCACCAGUUGUUCCCUUGUAUUGAGUCGCCGAUGCGGAAUCUGCGCACGGUGCACGCGCACUACUGCGCGGCGCUGCAAGAGACGCGCGCGUUCCCGCCGCCUGUGCAGUACAGGACGGCGACGGGGCCAGCGAGCAACACGGCGGAAACGUCACACGCGGAGGCCCUGGGUACCCGCGAGGCUGCAGUGAGGAAGCAGGAGAAGGCAGUGGAGCAAUCGAUAAAUCGGCUGCGGGAGGCGACGGCCGCCGUGGCGGGUCGGGAGAAGCUGCUCAAAGAGAGGGAGGCCGCUCUGAUGAGGGCGGAGACCGUUUUAAAGACCCAGCGAAAUGAGAAGUCGUCGGCCACCUCGUCCAUCGAUGAAGAAGAGCUUCUGCGUGCCAUCACUGCCGUCAUGGCGCGCGAGGCGGAGGUGCAGCGGCGAGUGGCGGAUGUAGAGACAAUGACGGCGUCGUUGGAGGAGAGAGAGACGGUUGCGUCUCGCCUUUCUGAGCAACUGGCUGCUAUUGCCGAGAAAAUAAAUCGUCGCCGCCAAGUCUUGCGCUAUCGCGAGGCGCGCGUCCGAGAAUUGGAAGCGGCGUUCCGUGGUGAGCGGGCCGCUGACCUGUCAUCAUGCGAUUACAUCACAGACCCGAUGUGCCGUGCCGUGGCUAAACCGCUUUCAACUGCUGCACCGUUGGAGCGCAUGCUACCAUCUUCUGUGAGGGCGGUGAAGUUGGAGAGCGCACUGGAGAAGCUUACCUCCGCACUGCGGUACAUGUGA